UGGAAAGAUGCAUGUUCUCUUUUUUCUAUCUCUAAUAUCUGCUGCAGUGGGUUAUCCUCGUGACCAACGUGGCGCAGAGCCCUCACAUAACGGGGCCCACUUCGCCCCUGGUCCUCAGUCCGGUCACCAUAGCAACUAUUAUAACACCAGCGUGAAUUAUUACUAUGGUAAACUGCCUGGUGAGAAGGAGGAUACCUCUAAGAGGGAAGAUGAUAAAAGGGUGUGGAAAUUUUCUACUGGAGACGAAGGAGGAGCUUACGAAUUCUUGGAUGAUGAUGGAUACUUAAGAGGAUUCCACAUAGACUUCAUCAAAAAACUAUGUGAGAGAGCAGAGAAGGAAUGCGUUUACAUACAAGACGCCUAUAACCAUUGCUGGGAGACAAAGGGUGACAAGGAAUACCCCGGGAAAGGUUUACUCGACGGCUGGUAUGAUGCAUGCGUUGGUUGGUGGCCGUACCCGAGACGAAGGAACAGUUUCAACUUUACAAUCGCUUUCACGAAGGUCGACCGUGCCAAUGUCUACUAUCUCGAAGGAAACAAGAAAUUCAAUCCCAAAGACUUCACUAAUACACAUAUAGGUUUCUUGGAUGGUUGGGCCACUAACAAGUUCUGCCUGGCAGACCAAGGGACGGAUCUUGCGGAGAAGGGAACUGCAGGAGGAUCAUACCAUGAGUUCUACUAUAAGGUCCACAAGGAAAUGGUGAAGGCAUUAGAAAAUGGCGUGAUUGAUGCUUUUGUUUCUCCCGAUUCUGUGUUCAACCCUGCUAAUGUUCAGGGAUUAAAGGCCGUCUCUGAAGACGGAUUUGUCUGUACGAGAGGCGAGGAAGGUGCUGGACAUGCCUUUAUGGCCCAAUAUAAGAAUCCUGUGAUUGACUGGUUGAAUGAAGCUAUGCUUUCCAUCUAUGACGAUGGAACGUUUCGCGAGCUUUGCAAGAAAUCGCAGCAUAAAUACAAUUCAAAAGGAAAAAUCCGAUGUUUAGAUUGAGAGUAAACGUAGUGUAGGAUGUCACACCAUGAUAAUUUUAUGAAUGAAAGUACAACCACACGCAAAAUCACAUGCCACAUUCAACAGGUCUAGACUAUUUAGAUAAAUCUUAAUGAUUCUAAUGAUUCUUCACAACAACGAAUAUGCCUGGACGAUAUGUUAUGGUUGUUGCAGUUUUGGGAACAAAUUCACAUACUAUGCUUGAAAGAAAUAGACAAAAUACAAUUUCGGAGACAAUUGUGUAAUAUAUCGUGAUCGCUAAAAUCAUAAUUAUAUAUUUGUAUAGAUGGCACUAACCUUUUUAUUAGAUUUUGAUGUCUUAGUCAUUGGCGUGAAAUAUCUAGGACCCCUAAUAAU
Owenia fusiformis is the source of this 1342-nucleotide messenger RNA. NCBI's taxonomy places the organism in Eukaryota, Metazoa, Annelida, Polychaeta, Sabellida, Oweniidae. The record is from the annotation of a GenBank genome assembly.